This is a messenger RNA of Saprolegnia parasitica CBS 223.65, 588 nucleotides long. RefSeq lists its product as hypothetical. NCBI's taxonomy places the organism in Eukaryota, Oomycota, Saprolegniomycetes, Saprolegniales, Saprolegniaceae. The coding region runs from base 1 to 588 and encodes 195 amino acids. The transcript is spliced from 7 exons. The record is from RefSeq and is a predicted model, not a curated record.
AUGGCCACCACCGCCGAAGCCCUCCUCGAGGAAUUCGAGGCAGACCUUCAACACGACAUCGAGGUCCUGAAGCUCCACAACGAGACCGGACGGUUGGAAGGACGGGUUCGCACGAUCCAGUCCAAGGUCGAUGCCCUCGCCCCGAUCAACGGCGAGCAGAUUGCGCUCGCCACCCGUGCCUACGAAACCCGCGCGCCUUCGAUGGGCUCCGAUGCGCGGUCGCCCAACAGCUCGCCGGGCCUUCGCCUCCCAUCGCUUUACUGCUGCGAACGCUCCGCCGAAUACACGAUGUUGCACGACGUGGUCCUCAUGGCGACGUUCAACAAGUUCAAGGCGGUCGUAAAGACCGAAUGCUGCUGGCCCUUCAUUGCGCACUUCCUGCGCAACCGCGGCGGCCACAACGGUCUCCCAGACUUGCCCCUCUUUGCGGACGCGGCGAUUUUUACCCAGGAAACGAUGCACGCUCGCCUCAAGGCAUACCUCAACAAGGCCAUCUGGACCGAAGGUCGGUCUUACUAUGCGUGUGACGACAAAUACCGCAGAUACGUCUACGUCGCUGUUGCGUGCGAGUACAUCGCGGGGCUUUAG